AUGGCUAACCGACGGCCUCAGUUCAACCAGCAGUUCCAGGUCGACACGACCCCUCUGCCCGACGAUAUCCCCAAGGUCAAGGAGAUUGGUGCCAGCUCCGCGCCUCUUCUGUCGGCGUCCUACUUCAUCGGCGCCCGUUGCCGCGAAUACAAUGACGACUUCAUGCAGUGCAAGACGGACAGCGCGGGCCGCGGCGAAUUUGAUUGUUUGAAGGAGGGUCGUCGGGUCACCAGAUGCGCCUCCAGCGUGCUGAAGGAUAUCAACACCCACUGCCUCGAGCAGUUCAAGGCCCACUGGACCUGCAUCGAGAACCGUAACCACCAGCUCUACCAGUGCCGACCAGCCGAGUGGAAGCUCAACAAGUGUGUCUACGAGAACCUAAAACUCGAGAAGAACAUCCCCGACCAGCGCCCUGGCGUCACCCCCGUCGAGCUCCGCCACCACAUGAUCUACGCCGACCAAGCCAUCAACACCCUCGAGGGCAAGCCCUUUAUCCCCCCGUCAAAGCAACAAGCAUCGUAG
Colletotrichum tamarilloi is the source of this 522-nucleotide messenger RNA. RefSeq names its product CHCH domain-containing protein. Gene Ontology annotation, biological process: mitochondrial electron transport, NADH to ubiquinone. Lineage: Eukaryota; Fungi; Ascomycota; Sordariomycetes; Glomerellales; Glomerellaceae. The coding region runs from base 1 to 522 and encodes 173 amino acids. The record is from RefSeq and is a predicted model, not a curated record. The transcript is spliced from 4 exons.